AUGGCGGGAGUAGGCCUUCUCACCAGUGUUCGAGGGGCUCUCAUCGUUAUACCAUGGGCUCUAUAUCUGGUUGUCAUGGACUUGAUCCUGUCAAUUCUCCUUCCGUUCAGCUUCUUCUUUCCCAACUUUGUCUAUGACACCUCGUCUUUCGUCGCCUUCACAAAUUGGAAUUGGAUUCAAUGUAUAUUCGAGGUCUUCAAUGGCGGAAAGAUCACUAUGUCGGGAGACGAGCUUCCUGAAGGCGAGUCUGCUAUUGUGAUCUCGAAUCAUGUAAGCUGGACAGACUUUUACAUGAUUCAGGCACUCGCUAUACGCUCUGGCAUGCUUGGCAGAUGUCGAUGGUUCUCUAAGAUUGAAUUGCGCUGGGUUCCGCUGCUAGGGUGGGGAAUCUGGGCAAUGGGGAUGCCUAUGGUGAGCCGGCAAUGGACCAAAGAUAAGAAAGAACUCGAUCGGGUCUUUGCUGGCAUUACUCAGAAGAAGUGGCCCACUUGGCUCAUCAGUUUCAGCGAAGCGACUCGAUAUACCCCAAAGAAAGCUGAAGAGGCCAAGAUCUGGUGCAAAGCAAAUGAUCGACCUGUACCCAAACACCUUCUCUACCCGCGAACGAAAGGCUUCGUAACCACGGUUCAACAUCUACGAAAGGCGAAACAUAUGAAAGCUGUUUACGAUAUGACGAUUGCAUACGAACAUAAUCAUAAAUUUCUGGAAGCUCCUACGAUAUGGGAAUCGCUUGCCAUGGGUGAUCUGAGUGGAAAGAAGGGCUAUAAAUUCCACGUUCACGUCCAGCGAUAUCUUCUGGCAGAUUUGCCUGAGAGUGACGCUGAAUUGGCCAAGUGGCUGGAAACACGAUGGGUGGAGAAAGGAGAAUAUCUGGAGGGAAAGAGGGAGGAGUGGGCAAGAUCAUAA
Messenger RNA from Mollisia scopiformis, 906 nucleotides. RefSeq lists its product as uncharacterized. NCBI's taxonomy places the organism in Eukaryota, Fungi, Ascomycota, Leotiomycetes, Helotiales, Mollisiaceae. Gene Ontology annotation, cellular component: endomembrane system. Gene Ontology annotation, molecular function: 1-acylglycerol-3-phosphate O-acyltransferase activity. The transcript has 2 exons. The record is from RefSeq and is a predicted model, not a curated record. The coding region runs from base 1 to 906 and encodes 301 amino acids.